AUGUUCUAUAGAUGGACGACUAGUCCGAUUGAAGAUGAAGCAGCAGCUGAUGAUCCAAAUGGGAAUGCAAUCGCAAGAGAGUCAGAGCCGUGUGCAGCAUAUUCAUCGCAAUCACUCGUUUUGAAGUGUCCGUGUGAUGGAGAGAGGAUGACAAGUCAAGAGAAGUUGAAGGUGGAAAUAAAUCAACAACAGUGUGCGAUUGGCCAAAACCAGCAAAUAUUGGCGUAA
Messenger RNA from Anisakis simplex (herring worm), 228 nucleotides. The record is from the annotation of a GenBank genome assembly. Lineage: Eukaryota; Metazoa; Nematoda; Chromadorea; Rhabditida; Anisakidae.